This is a messenger RNA of Gaeumannomyces tritici R3-111a-1, 1179 nucleotides long. RefSeq lists its product as hypothetical. The record is from RefSeq and is a predicted model, not a curated record. Gene Ontology annotation, cellular component: nucleus. The coding region runs from base 202 to 1074 and encodes 290 amino acids. NCBI's taxonomy places the organism in Eukaryota, Fungi, Ascomycota, Sordariomycetes, Magnaporthales, Magnaporthaceae. The transcript is spliced from 2 exons.
AGGGGAUGGGGCGGGGCGGGGCGCUAGCUGUGGAACGGUGUCGCGCAGAUUUCAUUGGCGUUGAGGGGCAUUUCUGGAGCUUGCAGUUUGCGCCGAGGAAAAAAAAGUUUGGCCUCUCUUGCGCGUCAAGAGUUGGUAGUCCGAACACGUUCUGGCCGAUACCUAGAGACAACCCUCCGACUUCUCAGGUUCACAGACACAAUGGCGAAGAAGCGCGCAAGAGAAGCCGACGGCCAGCCGGUCGAAAAGUGCAAUCCCGACCAAAUGGACGGGGAUAGCGAAGACGACGAUGAUUUCGAUGUCGUAAACGUCGACUUCGAGUGGUUCAACUUCGACCCCGAAAUCGACUUCCACGGCGUCAAGGCGCUGCUGCGCCAGCUCUUCGACGUCGACUCGCAGCUGUUCGACUUCUCGGCGCUAGCCGACCUCAUCCUGGCCCAGCGCACCAUCGGCUCGACCGUCAAGGUCGACGGCAAGGAGACGGACGCGUACGCCUUCCUGACGGCGGUCAACCUGCACGAGCACAGGGAAAAGCCGCCCGUGGCGGCGCUCGUCAAGUACGUCUCCGAGAAGGCGCAGGCCGGCGGCAACAAGGCCCUGGCCGCGGCGGUGCCCGGCCUCCUCAGCUCCGGCAAGCACGUCGGGCUCAUCCUGGCGGACCGCCUGAUCAACAUGCCCUCCGAGAUCGUGCCGCCCAUGUACAGGCUGCUGGUGGACGAGAUCGAGGCGGCGGUGGAGGACAAGGAGCCGUACGAGUUCUCCCACUAUCUCAUCAUAUCCAAGACCUACACCGAGGUGGAGUCGAACCUGGAGAUCGAGACGGAGCGCAAGAAGAAGAAGGCCAAGGAGGAGGCACCCUUCUUCUACUUCCACGCCGAAGACGAGGUGCUCCAGAAGCACGCCCUGGUAUACGGGAGCUUCCCAUACUCGCGGGCGGACGAGGCCGUGGCGGACAGCAAGAGGGCGUUCCAGGAGAUGGGGGUCAAGUCGCAGGGACACAUGAUUUUGAUUGAGGCGGUCAAGUUCGAGGGGGCAGUCAAGGCCAUCAGCGAUUACUUGAGCCCGCCUUUGUGAGCGUGGGCUAUAAGUGUAAUGAAGAAAAAAACCAUGGCGAAAAUUCGCGCGUAUAAGCGUGGGACAAGCGCAUGAUCUAAUUCUUGUUUUGUUUUACCCUUCCCG